Molecule: messenger RNA, 1719 nt
Organism: Aureobasidium musti
Lineage: Eukaryota; Fungi; Ascomycota; Dothideomycetes; Dothideales; Saccotheciaceae
Source: the annotation of a GenBank genome assembly
AUGACUUCCAACGAUCUCAAGUUUGAAAUGUCUUCACUCGAUAAGAACGACAUCGCCCAUCUCGAGGUCACUUCUGUCGACAGCAAGACCAGAGAAGAAGCUCGCCAGGCAACAGAACUGUCUGCCAAAGCACAAUACGCAAAGCUAGGCGCUGCCAUCAAANAGGACAAGCGCUUCGUGUGGUGGACGCUCUAUGUUAUGCUUUUGGUCUUCGGUUGGGGUUAUGAUGCUGGUCUCUCUGGUGUCGCAAUCGCUUUCCCCGAGUUCAGGAAGCACUAUGGUUCGUACUUUGCCGACGGCAAACAAUGGGUCAUCCCUGCUCUUUGGCAAUCUCUUUGGAACGCUGCUUCAACUAUCGGCCAAGUCUUUGGUGGAUAUGCUGCCGGUCAAUUCGCCGAUGUUACGGGUCGCAAACCCUUGCUGUACUCAGCAGUGUCUCUGUCUUUGGCAUCUUCCUUCGCCCUGGUCUUCGCACCCAACCUUCCAGUUCUCUUUGUCUCCAAGCUACUUCUCGGUCUCGCCGUUGGUCUCUCUACUGCUACACCUCCUCUCUACGUUACCGAAAAUGCGCCGGCGAAUUUGCGCAGCACCGCUUCCUCCUUGACAAAUGUUAUCAUCGUGUUUGGCUUCUUUGCGUCUUCGAUGACUGGCUUUGGAGCCUCCAAGAUCGACGGACCAUGGUCAUAUAGACUCGCUUUCUGUAUGACCUUCGCUCUGCCUGCACUGUUUCUCAUCGUCCUCCCGUUCUUCCCGGAGAGUCCGGUCUGGUACAUGAAGAAGGGUCGCGAGGCGGAUGCUCGCAAGGCUAUUAUCAGACUUUUUGGCCCUGACACCGACGUUGACGAGCGUAUCGAGAUUAUCAAGACCGAACUACAGCAGGCUGAGUUCGAGGGUGCUGGUAAAAGUUCGACCAGCUGGAAAGCAAUUUUCUCGAAAGAACACCGUGCCAGGACCCUUGUUUCAGUCCUUGGGCUGCAGGUUCAGAACUUCUCGGGCGGCUAUUUUGCGAAUACGGUAGGUGUCAAUGACUGGUACAAAGUCAAAGAUGCGAUGCUGACACAACCGUAUAGUNACCAGACGUAUUACUUCGAACUCAUCGGCCAAAGCGACCCUUUUGGUCUGACAGCAAUCUCUUCCACCCUACAGCUCCUGGCGAAUUUCGUUGCCGUCCUUGUAUCUGAUGUCGUCCCCCGCCGUAAGGGACUCAUUGGUGGUGGUACCGUACUCAUGUUCUGGUCUGUCAUCAUCGGUGGUACCUCUGUUGCUGGUACCAAGAACAUCGCUGCGAAUACUGCUCUCUUGGUCUUCAUGAUCACUUGGUCCAUGCUCUACACUGCUACCGUCGGUUGCUAUGGCUGGGCUGUAGCUCAAGAAACUGCAUCACAAGCAACGAGACCUAAGACCAUCUCUUUCACUCUUGUUUGCCAGCAACUCACGGCCCUUAUGCUAUCUUCAGUCUUCCCUUACUUCAUCAAUCCUGAUCAGCUCAAUUGGGGUGGCAGAGUCAUGUUCUUGUUUGUUGGCGCUGAGGUUUUCAUCAUCACUGCCCUCUGGUUCUUCCAGCCCGAGACCAAGAACAGAAGCAACGCUGAUAUCGAGAUUCUCUACGCUGCUGGCAUCCCUCCUCGCAAGUUCAAGAACUUUGCUGUAGUCGACGGUCAAGUCGCGGAGAAGGAACAUCAGGAUGGGUUUCUCAGUCGCUUCUCUCGCAGAGCUUGA